Molecule: messenger RNA, 1966 nt
Organism: Galleria mellonella (greater wax moth)
Lineage: Eukaryota; Metazoa; Arthropoda; Insecta; Lepidoptera; Pyralidae
Product: pro-resilin-like
Exons: 6
Coding region: 1095-1709 (204 amino acids)
Cellular component (GO): extracellular matrix
Source: RefSeq, a predicted model, not a curated record
UCUUAAAUUCAUUCCAAAUACGAUGAAAUGAAAAAGUAAAUUAAUUUAUUUUAAUAUAAAAUAGGAGAUAGUAAUAAGUUAGAGAAAAUAUUUACACAUUUAUUACUGACAUUUAUAAAGUAGUUACUUUAUAAAUGUCAGUUAGGAGACAUUGGUGGUUAACUGUCGAUUUAUCUCACUUCUUAUUUUACAAAAAUAAUAAAACUGUAAUUAGACGAUGUCUAAAUGUGGGAGAUAUUCGACAAAAAUUAAUAUGAGAGAUCUUAAUAAGAUCAAUAGAUGCUAAAACUAUAUUUUUUAGAAAUUGUGUCAAUUGAAUUUUCUGUAUGCUGGAUUUAUUCUGGAUUUACCCAAAAACUACUACACUAAAUUAGAUACAGUUUUCACAGUUGUAUUCCUGAAGGUCUAACUUAAAAUCUGGUGGCGGUGAUAAAGCAUUAUCAAUAAUAGUAACAGAAUUUUUUUUUUUUUUUUUUUUUUUUUUUUUUUUUUUUUUUUUUUUUUUUUUUUUUUAUAGAACUUAGAAUGGCAAACAAGCUGACGGCCCACCUGAUGGAAAGUGGUAACCGUCGCCUAUAGACAUGAGCAGUACCAUGGACAUAACAGAGUAUACUGUUUCGCCCAUGAUACCCCCCAUGCGUUGCCAUUCCUGAGGACUCAGGUGUUAUUCCUCUGUACCCAGUAAAUUCACGCCAUAUCCCACCCUUCAAACCGAAACACAGCCAUGCAAACACAACUGCUUCACGGUUGAAACACGAAUGGGACAGAGGUACCCAAGCAAUCGACUUUUGUACAAAGUCUCCCUCUGGUAAAUACACGUCACCUAGAAAUAGUCUAUUUCAUUGAUUUUCCUACUUCUAAAAUCCACAUAUACGAAGUAGCGGGAAAAAAGCUAGUCAUUUAUAUAGAUACUCCACGUAUUUCUCUGUGCUAACCCACGAUGGCACCUUGAAAGCUGGUCUUUAUGUCGCUAAUGAGAUGUGAUUUUUCAACCCCUACCUCGCUGUAGUCAUGUGUCGUUCACUAUAAAAGUUGCCCAAAUUGGUACAUUGUGUCAUUCAAUAGUCUAAAUUCGUCAAAGGAACUAUUACAAAAUGAAGACUAUAAUUUGUGUCGUUUUCCUCGUCGCCAUCACAGUAGCGGAGCCACCACCCUCGCCAUCACUUAGUUACCUACCACCGUCUACUGGUAACCAUGGAGGUCCAUACCAGGGCACUGGACCACAGUUGGUGUCCGCCAGGACCCUAGAAGGACAUAGCCAUAACCCGCAUGCUCAUCACGGUGCCCAAGCCAAUGGCUUCGCUAGGAGUAGCCCACACGGUCACGGCCAGGGCAGGUUCGCAGGCAACAGUGACCAAGGUUACGAUCGUAACGCGGCUCCAUUCGGCAGAAACGGACUCGACGAUGCCAACCCUGAACCCGCGAACUACAACUUUGGAUAUAUGGUGAAUGAUUAUCAAGAAGGUACUGAUUUUGGUCAUCACGAGGAGAGGCAGGAUGAGAGAGCUAUGGGAGAGUACCAUGUUGUAUUACCUGAUGGCAGGAAGCAGACCGUGAGCUAUGAAGCGGACGAGCGGGGUUUCAAGCCUCAAAUCUCGUAUGAAGACAGCGAAUCCGAUGCUCAUGGCCGCUCCAAUGGCUACGACUCCAACGCGAACAACGUUCGCAGUAAUGGCGGCGGUCACCAUGGCAACGGGCGUGGUUACUGACUCAAUGUCAACCUUCUUAGCCUGAUGUUAGGGUACUUUUUACAAUGUGUUUUGUGAUACUCUCGUUUAGGUAUUUAUUUUUUCUCAAAACGGCACACGCAAGUACAAAUCUGUAUAGUUAUUAAGUGGCAGAAUAUAAAAUAUAUAAAAAAAAAUUGUUAACAGCCAGAGGAAGUUAUUAUCUAUUAAAAUUUUAUGAAUAAAAUGCUUGUACCUUUAUGUCUAAGUGUUUUAUUUUCCAAAUUUGCAAGAAUAUU